AUGAAUGGCUCCAGGGAUCCACCCAAGAUCGGYCCCUUCACAGCGGAUGCAUUCAAGGCCAUCGCUCCAACAUCGAUUUACCAAUACCGUCCACUUGACGAUCCAAGCAAUGAGAUCAGAUUACUAAAGUACAAGGGAACGUCCCAAUUACUGGCGUCUGCGAGUCUCUGCUUCGAAUUCAUCACUGUUCGUUGUCCUUCGGGCCCCGAUGACAUUGGCGCGCCUUUCUACGCUGUAUCUUACAGCUGGGGCACUGUGCCAGAGGUCGCGGAAAUUAUACUUGACGGCCACGAAGCCGAAGUUCCACACAGCUCAGAAGCGGCUCUAAGAGGGCUCAUUACAGCUUUCGAACGGGGUGCUGGGGAUGCGAAUGUGCCAAUAUGGAUUGAUGCCAUCUGUAUCAAUCAGCAGGAUGUUGCUGAGAAAGAAAAGCAACUGUCUUUGAUGGCGCGUCUGUACAGCUGUGCUCAAGCCGUCUGUAUUUGGUUGGGCUCUGCUGGUAUUCAUACCGCUGCUGCGCUGCAUUCGCUGAACGCUCUGAAGACGGAGAAAGAGGCGUGGUUUCUACAACAUGGAGAGAUGGCCACACCGCCAAAUGGAGAUCUUCCAACUCCUACAGGAUGUGAUUGGGAAGCUUUGAGAACCAUUUUGGCUGUUCCUUGGUUCACACGAGUCUGGACCAUCCAAGAGAUCGUGCUCGCUCGGCCGGGUCAAGCCAAUGUCUUUUGUGGCCGCCAUACGUUCUCCUGGGACGACUUUGCUGCCGUUGCAUAUUGGGCUUGGAAUACACAUCGAGAUGUCAUGCCUGACGCCUUUAACGCCAAGUAUCUUCUUCCUGCGGUGAUGAUGGCGAAGGUAAAGAUGCGCGGAAGGGUGCAGCUUUCCCGUCUCUUGGUAUCCACCAUAUCUCGAGGUGUGACAAAGCAGGAAGACAGGAUCUAUGGCUUACUUGGAAUCAGACCAGAGGAGGAGGCCGUUCGGGGAUUCAUUGCGCAGAGCUAUGACAAGCCGCUAAGCGCGAGAUACACGGCGGCCGCUGCGAUGAUCAUGGAGUCGGAGAACUCGCUGCUUCUGCUCGAACAGAUGUCGGUCAUGAAUCGUGUCGGCUACUCAACAGGUCCGGAUGGAAAAGAGCACUGGCCGRCCUGGGUUCCACGUCUGSAUAUGGAAAACAUGAGCUGGGGUGAUGCGGGGUUGCUGACCCCAGUCACUGGUAUUGGAUGCAACACGCAUAAUGGACUGCCAGCUCCCAUGAUAAGGUCCACACCGUCCGCGGGCCUGUUACAUCUCAGAGGUUUACGCAUCGGGACGGUCGAGUUGGCCUUUGAACCUUUGAUCCAGAACAAGCUGCWUACGACUCGAGUGGAGAGUAAUAAUUGGGACUCUACAGAAGUAGCGAGACACUUUUCGUAUUUGUGGGCUCCUGAGUUCAUCGAUGAGCAUAGUAGCAGAGAGACGAUCGUCGCCGUGGCCGACUCAUUGACCAUUGGUGGCUAUUCGGACAUUGAUGAUGACAACACCAAGUUGAUACGAGAUUUUGGUGCCAUGAUGUAUAAAGGCUGGGAGCUUCAUUCGGAACAGGAUCGAGAAAAUUUUGUACUCCCUGCUUUCGCCCAAGAGGGCAAUACAGGCAGCAUCGUUGACUUUGUCGAGAACGUCGCUGGGCGAGCACCUCGUUUCAGGCACUUGAAAAUAUCUGAAGGGAGAUUCGGGAUGGGAUACGACAAUAUACUCCCUGGAGAUGUCGUGGUCAUCUUGUUGGGCGUCAAUGUGCCAGUGAUAUUGAGGCCGAAGGGUGACAGGUUUGCUUUGCUGGGAGCGAUCUAUGUUUCGGGUGUGAUGCAUGGCGAAUACAUCCGCAGUUUAUCGGAAGAUCAACUCCUGGCGAAGACGGAGACUUUUGACAUCUGUUAG
This is a messenger RNA of Ramularia collo-cygni, 1914 nucleotides long. RefSeq lists its product as uncharacterized. The transcript is spliced from 3 exons. NCBI's taxonomy places the organism in Eukaryota, Fungi, Ascomycota, Dothideomycetes, Mycosphaerellales, Mycosphaerellaceae. The record is from RefSeq and is a predicted model, not a curated record. The coding region runs from base 1 to 1914 and encodes 637 amino acids.